UUUUUUUUUCCUUAUUGUUAUUCUAUAUAAAGGAAAAAAAAUCGAGCCUUGUUGUUUCAAUUGACAACAUUUUGUUUUGUUACUAUUUAAACCUUUUCAACCUUUCUUUUUUCGUUUCUUUUCUUUUCUUUUUUUUUUUUUUCUAAUUUAUUAUCAUGGCACCACCAGAGAUUGUAGAGCAGACAUCCACUUUAUUAGGCAAUGAUUUGGAACAAACAAGUCUUCACUUACGUCGAUAUUCACAGUCUCAAGUUAUAACUAAUAGUGCAACGACUAAAGAUACAUUAACAACCCCAUAUAACAGAGGCCGAUCAUUUUCGACAUCAGUUGUUCAGGGCUCCUCUUUAGCAGCCCAGAUCUUGGCUACUGUGAAAAUGGAGAAAUAGCAAGGGCUUUGAUGCUUGGAGCUAAACGUCUAUUGCUCCUUGAAGAAUUACCUAAAGAUCGACGAGAGAAUCAAUUUGUUUUAUCUGGCUAUCGCUUCUAUCAUACAUCAAAGGAUUGUUUGUUAUCCUUAUUCAAGUUACAUAAUGAAACGAUGAACAUUUGGAGUCAUCUUUUAGGCUUCUUUUUCUUUUUAUAUCUUUCUGUUCAUAUUUUUACAAGAAAAUUCCCUGAAGCUUCAAAUUUGGAUUUACUCAUGUUUAUAGCCUUUUGUUUCUCAUCCUUACUAUGCCUUUUAUGUUCUUCUGUCUAUCAUACAUUCAUUUGCCAUUCUGCACAUCACAUUAAAAGCUUCACAGCCACUUUGGAUUAUAUUGGUAUCACCUUUUUAAUUACAGCCUCUAUCUCUAUGGUGGUCCAUUUUGGAUUUUACUGUGAACCAAUACCACGCGCUCGAUAUAUCAUCUUCAGUUGUCUCAUUGGUAGUAUCGGCGUUAUCUUGCCCUUUUUCAGAUUCUUUGAUACAAAGCGUUAUAGGCCUCUUCGUAUUGGUCUUUUUGUUGCCAUGGCAUUCUCAAGUAUCGUACCCCUCUUGCAUCUCUCAACUCUCAAGGGUUUGCUGGUUACAUUGUCCUUUUUGAAACCUGUCUUAAUUGGCUGUAUCAUGUAUACCUGUGGUGUCAUUGUUUAUGGAAAACGUUUCCCUGAAAAAUUCUUUCCAGGAAAAUUCGAUGCAACUGGUAUGACAAGUCAUGCCAUUUGGCAUAUCUUUGUUUGUUUGGGUAUUUUUUUUCAUUAUCUUGGAUCAUUUCAGUUUUAUAACAAGCGGGAAUCUUAUGGUUGCAUGCUUUCCUAAUACCCAGUUUCGUUUGACCUAUAUAUACAUAACUUAUUUAAUUAUUAUAUGAAAAAAAAAAUAUAUGUAUGAGCAGGCUCAUAGCUAAAAUAAACACUCAUUACAAUGAAUGACGAUUAU
Messenger RNA from Cokeromyces recurvatus, 1360 nucleotides. RefSeq names its product hemolysin-III related-domain-containing protein. The record is from RefSeq and is a predicted model, not a curated record. The transcript has 4 exons. Lineage: Eukaryota; Fungi; Mucoromycota; Mucoromycetes; Mucorales; Mucoraceae. Gene Ontology annotation, cellular component: membrane. Bases 398 to 1240 code for a protein of 280 amino acids. Gene Ontology annotation, molecular function: signaling receptor activity.